Messenger RNA from Paramecium sonneborni, 1002 nucleotides. The record is from the annotation of a GenBank genome assembly. Lineage: Eukaryota; Ciliophora; Oligohymenophorea; Peniculida; Parameciidae.
AUGUAAUAAAAAAUUGUGUUCGAUACCCAAAGUUUAUCUCAAAUGUAAAUGUUGAUCCUUAUUGAGAUGUCCAGAAGAAUAGAGGGAAAGCUACAAAUUACUAGGAUAAAAACUUUAAGAGGCAAAAGACUUUGAAAAUAAAUUACAUCAUAUGAAUGAUGAGGAUCAUGAAUGGGAAAAAUUAUAAAUAGAAUUAGAUUGCACACCUCAUAAUACUAAAAAUAGCAAAUACAUCAUUAGUAUUUAAUUUUUUAAUAAAAUUAGUUAGACAUGCAUUAGCUUGGCAUAAUUAUUUUAAAAGAGCCACAGAAUUUAGGGAUAGAAAUAUUUAUAGUUAUGAAUUAAUGGAUCCUCCACUUCAUUAUUUAGGUAAGAAACAGUGUGUAAAAAUGAGAUCUGAAAUAAAUAUGAUGGAAUUUGAUGUAGUUUAUAUUUCACCGCUAUUAAGGUAUUUAAUUAAUAAAUCAUUUAAAUUAGAACUAUAUAAACUGCUUAAUUAUUAUUUUAAGAUCAUCCUUAAAAAGAUAAAAUUUAAUUUAUAUUGUGUCCAAACAUAAGUGAAAAAAUCAGCAGUUAGUAUUCAAUAUAUAAAUGGGGAAAUUUGACCAAUAUUUUAUAGGAUGUAUUCUUAAAAUCAAUUUUAAAUAGGAAACCAACCCUAUUAAAUUUGACAUUAGUGAAAUGCCAGAGAAAUUAGAAUUUUGGUAAUUUAACUUAAUUGGAAAAUAACAAAAACUUGAAGGAUUAAAACCUUGCAAAGAAGAUUAAGAAUAGUUUUUAGUUAACAAAUUCGUAAAAAAGGGUAAAACAAUUAGAUUAGAAAAAAAUUAGCAUGCAGAGAAAAGAGUUAAAAUAUUCUUAGAAACAUUAAAAUAAAAUCAAUCAAAAACAAAAGUUGGAAUCGUUUCACAUUCAUAGAUAAUUAAAUUAAUAUUAUCUUAAUCAGAUAAAGUUGUAGAAACAAAAAUAAGAAAUGGCACAGUAUUAGGAAUUAAUAUUUGA